Messenger RNA from Panthera uncia (snow leopard), 9695 nucleotides. RefSeq names its product ankyrin repeat and SOCS box containing 7 (gene ASB7). The coding region runs from base 768 to 1724 and encodes 318 amino acids. The record is from RefSeq and is a predicted model, not a curated record. Lineage: Eukaryota; Metazoa; Chordata; Mammalia; Carnivora; Felidae. The transcript has 6 exons. Gene Ontology annotation, molecular function: protein binding. Gene Ontology annotation, biological process: intracellular signal transduction.
GGCUCCAGUGCGGCCGCUGAUUGGCUGCUGAAGGCUUGGUCCCAUCCCAGUGACCCCAAAGUGCUGGAGGGAGGGGGUGGGGGUGGCCCAGUGCAAAGUGCAUCCCGAAAGCCCCCUGCCUGGAGCCCCUGCGGCUGGCACUUCGGACCCUGUAUGACCCGGGACCUCGCUGCCCCGAGACCUCUCGUGUGCCCCGGUAGCUGGGAGCCUCCGGCCCGGAGCGCGGCAGCCCCCUGCUCCGAGCCCUCAGACCGGGACUGCCCCCCCCACCCGAGCCGGGACUUCCUCCCUGCACCCCUGCCCCGAGGCUGCCCGGCGGUCAGGACCGUCGCCCCCAUUCUGCUCGGCUGUCUGGAUGCUCGGCGGGCUGGGGCCGUGAGGCAUCAAGAAGGAUCAGGAACACCCGUGUCCGGCCCUGCCUGGGAUGUUUGUUCAAUGGAGAAGUUGGUGAGUGUGGAGAAGGCUGAAAGGAGGAAGAGAAGCAGCAGCUGAGGAGACAGGUUUGAGCUGGCUAGAGGAGACGAGAGAGCAGGAAGGGUCAAGCCACCCACCAGAGAAGCAGCAGAGAGCCUCUGACCAGCAUCCUGUAUAAAGGUUAAGAAAGCUCAAUCACGCUGCAAUCUGGACACACUCUGAGCCUUCUCCUCACAAUGCUGUAUGUGCACAAUGGUUAUUAGGCAAUCCACGUAUCAGAAGAAGGGACAUUCUUCCACAAGGCUAUUCCCUGUGACCUAAUGAAUCCUUGGUAAAAAGUGGACUCAGCUAGGAUGUUACACCACCAUUGUCGAAGGAACCCUGAACUCCAGGAAGAAUUGCAGAUUCAGGCUGCAGUGGCUGCCGGGGAUGUUCACACAGUACGAAAGAUGUUAGAACAAGGCUAUUCUCCAAAUGGCCGGGAUGCUAAUGGCUGGACCCUUCUUCAUUUCUCUGCAGCAAGAGGGAAGGAAAGAUGUGUUCGAGUAUUUCUAGAACAUGGAGCUGAUCCUACAGUUAAGGACUUGAUCGGAGGCUUCACUGCUCUUCAUUACGCAGCUAUGCAUGGCCGGGCCCGGAUCGCACGCCUGAUGUUAGAGUCUGAAUACAGGAGCGACAUUAUUAAUGCCAAAAGUAAUGAUGGCUGGACUCCCCUCCAUGUGGCUGCUCACUAUGGGAGGGACUCUUUUGUCCGACUUCUACUGGAGUUCAAGGCGGAGGUCGACCCGCUCAGUGAUAAAGGCACAACACCACUUCAGCUCGCUAUCAUCCGAGAGAGGUCAAGCUGCGUGAAGAUCCUCCUGGACCACAAUGCCAACAUUGACAUCCAGAACGGUUUCCUGCUGCGAUACGCUGUGAUCAAAAGCAAUCACUCUUAUUGCCGAAUGUUCCUUCAGAGAGGAGCAGACACAAACUUGGGUCGCUUAGAAGACGGACAGACUCCUUUACAUUUGUCUGCCCUUAGGGAUGAUGUGCUUUGUGCACGGAUGUUAUAUAAUUAUGGAGCGGACACAAACACAAGGAACUAUGAAGGACAGACCCCAUUGGCUGUUUCAAUAAGUAUUUCUGGAAGUAGUCGACCAUGUUUGGAUUUCUUACAAGAAGUCACAAGACAGCCCAGAAACUUACAGGACCUGUGCCGAAUUAAAAUUCGACAAUGUAUAGGCCUUCAAAACCUAAAGCUACUUGACGAACUACCAAUUGCCAAGGUCAUGAAAGACUACUUAAAACACAAAUUUGACGAUAUCUGAUGUACACAGAACUGUGAGCAAGAUUAGGAGUUAUAUUCCAGAUACUUAAAAGGCUUUUUGCCUUGCACAAAGUAUAUCCUAUGCAAUUUCUGAUUUGCUGUGAAGUCAGAAAGCAGGUAUACACCUUUAGGUUUUUUGUUUGUUUGUUUGGUUGGUUUUCAUGGUAGGGGAGGGAUUUUUUAUAUAUAUAUAUAUAUAUAUAUAUAAACACACACACACACAAACACACACACAUCCCCACACACACACACACAUCCCACAUGCUUGAAGGUCUUAAUUUGGUUUCUUGGUCCAAGUUUAAGAGGUCCAAGCUUUCUAUACAAUAUUGCAUUUACAAAACUUGUUUUUCCAAAAUGACACAAGCAGGGCUGAAGUGGAGAAUUUACCCUUUCCAAAUUUAUGGUUUCGUGGGCGCGCACGAUGGUAUGAACCGGCAGAGCACUUGUUAAGGUUUGGAGGCACAGCUCCACCCGGGGUGGGGGGGUGGGGGGGAUCCUGGGUUCUACUGGAAAAUCCCCGAAGAAAUUUUUAAAGUAAUGCUGUCACCUCAUUCAUUUUUAAUGAGUACAAAUUGGCGGUUUCAAACUGUUCCUUUCCUAAUUAAUGUAGCUUUCGGAUGACAUAAAUCCAGUACCUCUGCUUUCCUGUUGGUGUGCUCUUAUUUUUUAACUUAUUUUUUUAACAACUGUAGUACACUACCCGGAGACAUUGGAACUCAACUUCUGUCUCUAGUUGAAUCGUGCUUUUAAAAAAAAAAAAUUAAUGGAAAAAGAAGAUAACUUUAUAAAGCCAGUGUGUUCUGUUUUUAAAACAGUGCCUCCGUGCAAUACUCUUUCUGGUGUAUUUUAUCCAUUAUUUCACUUGAUGUUUCUCAUUCCACAACCGGCUCCAACAUGCCCACAAGGACAGGAACCGCUACUUUUAAUUUUAAUUGCAGAACCAUAGUGUGUCAGUUGCAAUUUCCAUUGUAAGCUUUGUCGUUCACUUUAAGCAGAAAAUUUCAUAUCCUGGUGGUAGAGUCUUCCCUAAAAAUAGCCCAAAAUAUUGUCAAACCAUUUGGCUUUAACGGUUCAAUAAUUCAGGGUGGUUUCAUGGUGUUUUCUUUUUUUCUGUUCUUUUUUUUCCUCUUCCCAGUUUAAAAAACGAUUUCUAAAGGGUACAGUUUCGAAUGGGUGCGCAGUUGUAAGUCUGGUUAAUUCCUGUUAUGCUAAUUAAACAUUUCCUAUUCAUUUUAAGGUUAUGCACAGUGAAACUCUUCUGGACGGUCGUUUUAUUUUCUGGGUUGAUUGGGCAUACGUUUGCAGUGUAAACAUGGUUAUGAUAAUGUGUACCAACGGGAAAGGUUCCAGAAGCAUUAGGGAUCUAUGAUGAUGCCCUUAGAAAUGUGUUCUGUGCUUGAUUUGUCAUCGUAUUGGUUUCAGAAGAACCUUUUCAAAUAUCCCAGUAUUGUUCUUAGUGCUUUGGGAAAUUUCAAAAUAUUUACACACUAGUAAUAAAUUUGUUAUCAGAAGUUUACAAGAUGAAGGGCUUCUCUCGUCUGAAUUUCUAGUUUUAAGUCAUUCAGUAUAAAACGUUUUCAUCUGGAAAGUGCAAGCAGAAUUAAGAAUCUACUCUGGCUUUACAUUUUUUAGAGAGCCAGCAGCGCCAUUUUCUCAAGCACAAAGUCUGUUCUCUUGGAUGCGGAGUAGCUUUGGUGUUGGAGUAUCUGAUCUGCUGUAGGCAUUGCAUAGGUUUAUGAAGAACAAGAACGGGCAGCUUUGGAAACAAUGAUUUGGGGAUUGCUGAUGGGGUACAUGGACUCUUUUGCGGGGAGCCAGUGAGAACGUGGCCAGUUUUAUAACCAUUCCAAAACUAACUGGAACUUGAUGGAUAGAAAUGGGUCAUCUCCAUCUUCCAAGAGAGAAAGUCCCUUUUGGAAGUGAACUGUGUUCUCAUUCUUUUAACCAGUGCCCAAGUCAGAACUGAGACAUACUUGCAGCAUCAGGGGCAUGGCAUGGCCAGAAAUGAAUUGAGUGUUACUUCCCCCUCAAAGCCCAGGCCUUUAGGGAGGCGAGGAGCUGGGAGGGCGCCUGGGACCCUGCACUCUGAGCAGGAAUAUUAACAUUACCGUCACACAGGGCUUCUUUCCUCAAACGUGUGUAUUCAUUUAUUCAGGUAGAUUAAAAUGAUUUCUUUCCCCAGCCAUUUGGAGGUUUCCAAACUAAGUUAGCCACUGAGUUUGAGUCAGGGAAUUCCAAGUAAGAAGAUCAGAUUAAGGUAAAUUCUUUGUUCUGUAUUGCUGCUGCAACUUCGGAAAAAAAUUAUGAGAGCUCUUCCUGGAAUUGAAAUUUCUAUUUAACGAAGAAGUGGAUAAUUCCAUUGUUUAUUGUUUGAAGUUUGAUUUACCUGGAAGCUUAAAGAGAAUGUUUUGGUUUUGUUAGUGAAAUCCCAAUCACAUACCCUAUUCAACUACAACUAAAACUUCAGUCUCAAAGGUGGUAACCAGUAGAAUACAGGGACGAUCGUGCAGGUCCGCAUUUGAAUUUAAUUGGCAGGGAUGCAUUCUGUGGUCACGUCAUGAGUAGAGAGAACAAGUAUUUUCAGAAGAUCAACUGAUUGGUUUUUCCUGAAUCUUCACCACAGUGUUCCAAACAUUAUCAAAUUUGUCACUGAGCCUUCUAUGUUCCUUUUGGAAUUUAUUGUUUAAACCUAUUCUUAAACCUUUAUAAAAAUAUAUUUGGCAAGUACACCAAAGAAACCAACUCAUAAAAGAUUAUGAUCAUUAAUGAACUGCCAACCUCAUCUUUUGAAAACAGAUUUUUUUUGUGUGUAAAUAUUUGUGUUUAUAAAUGUACAGCAGAGUUAAGAGUGUUUUUUAGGUUAUUUAAUUCCCAUAUUUCUAAACUAUUUACUACAGAAUAAUCCACGCUUGUUAGUUUGGAGGACUUGACUGUUUUGUUUUUUUUAAUUCAUUAUCAGUCAUUCUUGGAACAGCAUUUCCGCUAGAGAAUUCAGUGUUCUGGCAAGAGAAAGAGUCCACAUCUGGAGCCUGAGGAGUCUAGAGUGAUUUGUCAGACGCACACCCUAAGAGACAAGAAUGUAUAGUUUCAUUACCAGAGUGGACCAUAUGCAAACAGAUUCUAACUUCCCUGCAGGUUUGCUCAGUAGCCCAGAAUGUGAUUGGGAUGAGGCCCUUUGCCCACAAAUUUAGCUUUCAUGUAACUCCUAGUGUUAUAUCAUAAUGUAUUUUGUUCUUCCUUUGUAAUGUAAGUUUUGCUUUGGGUCAAUUUGAAUUAAAAAAAAAAAAACUUAAAUCUGGUUUAAAACCCUUUCGGAAUUGUGUUUUAUUUCUAGUCUACCUUAGCUUUUUCAUAUUCUAGGCUGUUCGGUGAAAAGAAACGAAGAUCUGUCUUUCAUUCGUCGGCAUUUUAGAUCAUUGGGAACUGCAUGGAGAGCGUGAUCCAGAAAACAGCAUCAGUUUAGAUCAGAGAAGGCAGUUCUUGCCCCCUCCCCCAAUCACUUAUUUCGCCGUGUUCUGCAUGUACCACCACAAAAGAGUGUUGAUUGAGCACCAAGCCCUUUUGGGCCCAAUUCACCUCUGCCUCAUGCCUGCCACACCUUGACUGAGCACAGAGUUCGGACCACAUUGUUUCUAAGCACAGAACAGAAUGAUUAAUUGGAGGUAGUUGAUUAGUCUGCAGGAGAUAGAAGCAAGACAACUCUGAUUUCACACUUCCUUUAUGUAAUAUAAACACAGUUUGAUUCAGGAGAGACUUCACACUACUGUGAGUGACGGUGUGCUGAGGAAAAGGGAGGGCAGACAGUUGAGACGGAGCACCCCGAUGCAGAAAUAACCGAUAUUUUGCAACUAACUUUGUUGAGGACUUGUCCAGGGUUUGGCACAACCAAAGGCCAAGAAUGGGACAUUUGAAACCGUUCCUAAUGAUCAGCAGGGGAGUUCAGAUGUGAAAAAUAGCUGUGUUGCUUGGAAAUCUUGAGGUCAUUCCUUUUCCAAUAUGAUGUAAGUAGUGUUUUGUUUUUUCAGCUGACAAUUUACAAAAAUGGCUUACUAGCUAUUGAUAAAACAGAUUAUCUACUUGAUAAAAAAAUAUUUCCACAUCCCAUGUAGCAGCGUUUCAGAGAAGAGAGAAAAUGGAUUUGUAUCUGCUGCCUGUAUUUAUGUAACAUAAUGUAACUGUGUUCUCUUAACACGUCUUACGUGUUAGAACUUAUAUGAGCUUAAAUACCAAUAAAGAUUUUAAAUAUCCACUGCCAGAUAUUUAGGCCCGAGUUGCUCUAGACUCCUAAGAUACAAAGGUAAUUGGUCUUUAUUCGGUCAUUAGUUAUUCGGUCAUUACCAUUGAGAUGUCUUAAGUGUUAGAUAACUGAGGUGUCAAGUCGGCAUAUGGCGCUGCUGGAUCUCAUGACUUUUCUUUACGCUGCUGGUAAAUAGUAUUUAAACUUUUGUAAAUAUAUUUCUUUACUAAGGGAUCAUGAUGCCUUUUAUAGGUAUUUCUUUAUCUUCCAGAAGAACUCUGUGAUUCCUGAGCGACAGUUAACAUUCUGAAUCCCAUUUGGAAAGACUGAGGUGAUCUGCGGGGAGGUCCUGUAAGAGAUGGUCGGUGUGGGAAUGAAACCCUGAGCUAGUGCUGCUGCUCCAGCGCUCAGUCUCUUGUCCUGAAGGAGUGUCACACUCAGUAUUGAAAUGUGCUCUUAUGUUUCCUUCAUUCGCUGACGCCCAGAGUGCCUUGUGCUGCGUUUUCCAUUGCGCAUCCACAAACCAUGCAAUUUAUCAAUUCUGAAGAUCCAUUACGGGUAAAGGAUCAGAUUCCAGGGAAUUACUCUCUUCUGUUGCAGAUAGGACCUUAAAAAAAAUUCAUAUAAUUGUUUGUGGUUACUAUAAAUAUGUUCUGAGUCUUGGUUUAUUCCGGCAUCUUAAAAAUCAUGCUUAGCACAUUUUUUAUGUUUCCUUUUAAUUAGGAAAUUGUUUCACAUUAGUUAAGUGUGACUUCUUUUACAUUACACUAAGUAGUAAUGAAGUGAUUCACUUUUCUCUGAAAUAGUAUUUUAUGAAUCAGAAAAGAAGUGGCUUAAUUUGGACAACAGGACUUAGUUGAAGUUGAGAGACUCGGUCACAUGAUGAGUAGGCUGUGCCAUUGUGACUGACACAGAGGUAAUCCAGCUGCAGGGAGUUCCUAUUUUAUCUGGCAAACGGAGUCCUAUUUUUCUUGCUGCUCAGGCUUGAAGCUAAUGUUGCUUUUCUUCCUCUGAUAGUGUUGGGUCAGGUCACUGCUCAGUUUUCUUUUUCUUUACUGAAAAAAAAAAAAAAAAGACCAUUUGUAGGGGUAGGGCAUGGGUUUACAGUACAUGACCAUUUUGUAUUUCUCUAGGGGCUUUCUAGGUUUUCCCUCUCUUAGUUCUGGCCACUUAACCCUUUAGCGAAGUACAUACACGUGCACAAGGUAUGGCCUUGGCCACACCAGGUUGCUUUUGUGUGCUGAUUGGAGAGUUCCCAGAUUGUUUGUUUUUCCUGCCUUACCUGGGUAGAAUUCUAGCUUACUACCAUUUAGGAAGAAUGCCUAGCAAACUAGUCAGGGCUACAUCCAUCUAUCAUCUUGGGUAGCGCCACAGAGGAACAGAUUGCAUUUCUUCUUGGUUUAUUACCAGUGCUCUUAAGAAACCAUUUGCUGUGAGAUCUUUGCACAGUGAGCUCCUGGGGGACAGAUCCUUGGUCUUAUUUGCCUAAAUCUCAAACAGUUCCCUUAAAGCCUCCAAGGAAACCAGGAACAAGUGGAUGACAGCAUCAGCUUUUCUCAGUUCCAAAUCUCAGGUAAGUGGAGUCCUCAUUCCUGCCAGUAUUGCCUUUUGCUGUUCCUUCCUCCUCCCCUCUGUCCACAUCCUUCUGGCCUCCCCUCCACCAUAGUCACUGGGCAGCGGACUCACAUGAUCGACCAUGCGUGACACUGUGAUGGCAAGCUUCCAAAGAGAGACUGCUGGACUCUGGCUGCAGGGAAUUCUGUCCACCAGGAGACUGCAUCCUGAGCUGGCACAGCACAUCAAGCUUCUUGAAGGAUUCCUGUUCCCGUUGGGGCAGUGGACACUCCAUGUAUGUCCAAUUCAGCAUGUCUAGACAGGGAUCCCCGACUCACUGUGUAUCUCCAUGGGCUACAGCCAUGCUUAGAGCUCUCCUCAGUUCUCAGGGCAGCUAGAUGGGGACCGAGGCAGAACCCCUGGCCCAUCACUACCCUCCAUGCUCAGCCUGUAGAGCACAAAUCGUAUCAUUUUCUAUGUAGUAGGAAAGCACCAGCAUAGGUGGCUCUUUAUGUUCUUUAACCUUCUCCUGAGUGCCUCCUUGGCAUGGUGCCUCACAAAGUAUUACACAAUCAAUAUUUUUCAAAUGACUGAAUCUCGUCCAAACCCUUCCUUUUACAGGUGGGAAAGCUGGGCAGUUGAGAAUGGAAGUGAUUUGGUAGCUGUGGCCACGCACGUAGUGACUGGCGGUAGGGCAUAGAAGCCAGGCUUCCUCAACCCCUGCGUUCUCCGGCCCUCCCGGGACUAGCUGGCUCUCCUCUCACUGGCACCAGUUGCUUCCCAUGAAUAGCAAUUGACCCAUUGUUCACACAGCAAUGAUGGGAUGAGACACACUUUGGCAAGAGUUGGCAGGGCUCGGGAUUUUCUAUACCUACUUCCUAGAUUUAAAGCCCACACAUCCAUACACUGCCUGUAAUUUCCUACAGAAUGUUUUCUGAAAAUUCCAUUUUAGCCUCUGCCACAACUUUUUGAACUGAAGAGAAACAACUACGAUUCUGGAGACGCCCUUAGGAAGUACACUGCCAUCCUUGUGAGGGUGGCAACAGAAAUUCUCGGCAUGCUGUGUUUCUGUUUUGCACUGCAUGUUUACAAGAUGUCCCAUAACUGGAUACAUGAGCCUGUACUGAGACCCCUGUGGCAUUCAAACUCAAGCUUUUUUUUUUUUUACCCCUUUCAUCUUUCAUGCAGGCAACUAAGAUUGAUAGAUGUUCCCAUCCUUCCAUCACAUUUUAUGAUCUCUUACAUUCAUGAUAUACAUUCCCAUUGGGAGUUAAGGAGACCUGCCAAGGAGUAGAGGGAGAAACUUGGAUAUUUCAUCUUAGCAAUAAGGUUGAGUUGAAAUAAAUAUCCUUGUAUCAGAUAGCAGCUAAUUGUUGUGUACACUUUAAAAUAGAUGCUUCUUUAAAAAGCAAAAUAAGAAAUAGUUUUUUAUCUGGAGGCUUCUGAAGUUUGUAUGUAGGGUGCUGAUAAGUUUUCUUAGGGAUUAAAUCGUUACCUUCAGCAAUUAAAAAGUAAAACUUGCAGAUUUAGAGGUGGGGGGGGGACCAAGUGUCAGUCACUACUGACAUGGAAGGUGUCAUGUUAGUUUAACCCACAACUAUAUGGCCAAGUAAUCUUUAACAAAGUAGAAAAAAAAUAUCCAAUGGGGAAAAAGUCUCUUCAACAAAUGGAGUUGGGAAAACUGGACAGCAACAUGCAGAAGAAUGAAACUGGACCACUUUCUUUGACCAUACACAAAAAUAAAUCCAAAAUCAAUGAAAGACCUAAGUGUGAGACAGGAAACCAUCAAAAUCCAAGAGGAGAACACAGGCAGCAACCUGUUUGACCUAGGCUAUAGCAACAUCUUACUAGACAUGUUGCCAGAGGCAAGGGAAACAAAAGCAAAAAUGAACUAUUGGGACUUCAUCAAGAUAAAAAGCUUCUGCACAGCAAAGGAAACAACUAAAAGCCAGCUGAUGUAAUGGGAAAAGAUAAUUGCAAAUGACAUAUCUGAUAAAGGGUUAGUAUCAAAAAUUUAUAAAGAACUUAUCAAACUUAACACCCAAAAAACAAAUGACCCAGUUAAGAAAUGGGCGGAAGACAUGAAUAGACAUUUUUCCAAAGAAGUCAUCCAGAUAGCUAACAGGCACAUGAAAAGGUGCUAACAUCACUCAUCAUCAGGGAAAUACAAAUCAAAACCAC